AUGCCUUUAGCAAACACGUUUGGAACACACAGUUUAGAAGCUCAUCCUUUGCACACGCAGCCUACAGUUCAUAUCAAACUCAGUAAAGAGGAAAGAUCUCAUUAUAAGGAGCGGUAUCAUUCCUUAGAGUAUAUCUCCAAUUAUGUGUCUGUUUUUGACCAAGCGAUGAGUGAUAAUAUUGACUCCAAGAUCAGGAAGGAAAAUGAAACCUUAUUGAAAAAGUAUUAUGAAUCAAGGAAACCGUUUACUUUUGCCAACUUCAGGCAAGGAAGCGUAAUAAGCUCUUCGGAUUCCUCCACAGGUUUUACGGAGAGGACAAAAACCUAUGGUUUUUUGAACGACUUCGUUAGUAAUUGUGUUAACGAGGUAGACCCAUAUACGCUAAAAAUGACAGUAAGAAAUAGACAAAGUGCUCUAAAUAUGGUGAACAUCGACGAUGAACGUAAAAACAAGGAUGGCUUGUACGAUUUCGAAAACACUACAGACGAAGAUUGUAAUGGUAGGUCUAGUGGUGGUUUUCAAUAUUCAUCGGAGAGACUAGAAAUUCUUCGCUCACGUUCGACAAGAUCGUAUUUUAAGUAUUACAAGAAGCUUUUAACCGUAGAUCUGAGGGACAGUGAUGUCUUGAAGAGACAUAACUUAUGGAUGCCAAUGAUUACCAAAAAAUUUAGGUUUCUAUUAGUACCAAAUACAGAACCGGAGGAUACAAGUUUUACAACCCCCGUACCAGCAUACUUACAACCGUCCGAUUUGGAUAUUUUUCAGAAAAAGACAUGCCCACUUUUCAUCAACGGCACUGAUUGUGUUCCUAAGAGUUACGAUACAUUUUCAGGUUCUUCUGUUGUCACUUCUAUUUUUUCAGAAUAUAAGCUCCCAUCUCUUUCAUACCAUUGUUCUGUCGAAUUAAAUGAUCAAUUGUUUAUUGUUGGUGGAUUAAUGGCAUGUCAUAGGUAUGAUGAAGAAGCACCUGAUUUGAAGGACUUUUACGUAGAUGGCAUAGAAAACUUACCACCACCGCUAUUACCAGAAUUAAUAAACAAUCCAUCCAUGAUUUCUAAUCCACAUUUAUACUGUGUUUCCUUAACGUCUUCCAGACUAACAAGGCCUGACAUUUCAGGUUAUAUCCCACCUCCACUAGUGUGCACUCAGGGUUGUAAAUUGACGGAAAGACAUAUAUUUUUUUAUGGCGGAUUUGAAAUCAAGUCAGAAACCCAGGUCGAUGAAAAGGGAAGGUACUUUAUAAGGAAGAGAGCUUUUCUGAAUAAUACAGGUUACAUCUUAGACACAGUAACGUUUAAUUUCUCAAAGAUUGAGUUAGCGGCUCCUCCAUACCAGUUUGCAAUUUACAAUAAUUUCUCACCCAGAUUUGGUCAUAUGCAGACAUCAGUAAGUAAUGCUAAUAACAACUCGGCAAAUGAGAAUACCCCAUCCAGCACGAAAGGAAGAAGGUCAAUUAGUCCAUAUUGCCGGGGCAAUGGGGAGUACAAAAUUGAUGAUUUAGUAGGUUCCUCAGAAAGCAAGGAUUAUUUACCAGGCGGCUCGAUGUCAAACAUAACAAAUCCAAGAUCUUCAGAUAGUCUUCCUCCCAAGACUUGCUCCCCUGGAAAACAUACUUGUAGCUCUGUUAAUACCAUCCUUAUCUUUGGAGGUUAUAGCCAGACCGGUGAUGAUAAGUAUGAAGCUAUGAAUGACAUGUGGAAAAUAGAUAUCCCAGUAAUUUCUCGUGGGAAACGCAAUUACUAUAAGUUUGCUGAUACUGUCACAGCCACUAAGAUUCGUGUCAUUGAUGAUCCAGAAUUAUGGCCAAGCAGAAGAGCGUUUUCAGCAUGCUGUGUCCCAGACUAUUUUACUAAAGAUGCUGAGCCUAUAGAAACAAGACUUUUGAGAAAUUUGAGAAACGAUUUUUCCAUAGAUGUGGAAAUUCAGCCAGGCAAUAAGCCAUCUCAACCACUUUUCCCAAAUAUCCCGCAUUCUAGGAAAGAAAAGAAAAAUGGUCACGAAAGUAAGCAUGCUUCCAGCUCUGGUAAUAGUACCAGUGAAGAAAGCUCGUCAAAGUCUCCUAGAAACACAACCUCAAGUCCCCCUACAAGUCCCAAACAUACACCACUAUUGAACGGGUUGAAGAAAGGUACCUCAUUUGGAAGGACGGUCGCGUUCCAUGGAGGUUCAGAUGGCUAUAACGUUUGCUGUGAUAUGUGGUGGUUUGACUUUGAUUCCGAAAAGUGGACGAAGAUAGAUCUAUAUGCUAAAACACAGAACGAAUCAGAUGGUAUGGUGCCUAUAAAAUUAUGUAUGGUGGGACAUUCAAUGACAACGGUGGGUCAUACGGUAAUGUUUAUCGGAGGUUUACGACAAGGUGAUGUCGACCGAUUAUACCGCGACGAACCUCUUCCCAAAGAAAUAAUAUCGGGUGUUCCACUCGGUAGUGGCGUUAUAAAUGUCGUGGAUUUAGAUACCCAGUGUCUUCAAGGUUGCAAGCUAGUACGAAGCGACGGAGACACUAAAGAUUCAGUCGUUAUGGACCCUCACGUCGGCACACCUCAUCAAGUAUUGACUGUUGCAGGCACAAUAGCACUAGUCAAUGGAACCAUGACCCUAGUAGGAGGUGUAGCUGCAGAUCGCCGAAACAUUUCGGAGCUUUACAUGAGGGGAGCUGUCUUACAGUUCAUUCUACCAAGUAUGAAUCUUGCCAACUAA
This is a messenger RNA of Saccharomyces kudriavzevii IFO 1802, 2697 nucleotides long. It is a transcript of the gene GPB1, whose product is annotated as Gpb1p. The coding region runs from base 1 to 2697 and encodes 898 amino acids. NCBI's taxonomy places the organism in Eukaryota, Fungi, Ascomycota, Saccharomycetes, Saccharomycetales, Saccharomycetaceae. The transcript has a single exon. The record is from RefSeq and is a predicted model, not a curated record. Gene Ontology annotation, molecular function: protein binding. Gene Ontology annotation, cellular component: cell cortex of cell tip.